AUGAACAAGGGAAGCCUCCACGCGGCGACUCCCAUGAGUCGGGAGCUAUUACCAGUACCGACAUCUAGUGCCCGAGCAUACGGAACACCAGGUGUUCAGCUAGAGGCGCUUAGCGUCCAGAGAAGUGAUCCCUCCCUUGGCGAAUCAGAGGUUGCAAGUCUAGAGGGGCGAGAGGAAGACCCAGUCGGCUACACUCUUCGCCUUGCAGCCCAAUCUAUUGCGGCGGCUCGCCAAGACUUCUUCAACGAGUUAGCAUCGGCACGCAAGAAAUACGAAACUAUGAAGGAGCAAUACGAGCAGGCGUCCCAAUUCUAUUUUGAUCUGCGUGGACAGUACGAGGACUUUCUUGGCGAAUACAACCGUAUUUCUACCGAUAUUGUGAGGGGGCUUGAUGAACAGAGACAGCUUAAGGAGACAGCUAAAAUCCAACUCGGACACGCUCACGGCGAGCUUCUAGCGCUUGCAGCUUGGAAGACCUCGGACCCUCAAGCCCGUGAUGAUACCAUCGGGAUCCUCCAAAAAACUAUCCAUGGCAAGAAUGCCAAGAUCACGAACUUGGAGGGUGAACUAGAGCGACGAGGAAAACAUGCCGCCGAGGCUAUCCGAGGUCACAACGCUGCAGUUGCCGAAGUUGGCAGGCUCAACGCUAUCAUUAUGGCACAUGAGUUGCGUGCUGGUCAACUUCAAAAGGAGGAGGUGGCUGCCCUCACCGCAAAACCUGACGCACAGGAGCCUCGACCCCUAAGCCGGCAAUUCACGCCCGCCAAAGAGGCUAUGGGGAUGAGGUUUGAAGAGCACGACAAUAUGGACAGCUGGUCAACAGUGGUCAAUGUUGGGGAGGAGAGUGGGGAAGAGAGAAGAAGAAAGAAGCCGAAGCAGCACCACGAAUGGUGA
Molecule: messenger RNA, 894 nt
Organism: Lasiosphaeria miniovina
Lineage: Eukaryota; Fungi; Ascomycota; Sordariomycetes; Sordariales; Lasiosphaeriaceae
Exons: 2
Coding region: 1-894 (297 amino acids)
Source: RefSeq, a predicted model, not a curated record